AUGGAGGAGGAGAAGCGUGAAGGAGUGAUCGAAAGAACGAGUUGGAUCAUAUCAGAACCUUACUACUUCCUCCAUCUCAUGGCCUUCUUCUCGUACCUUCCGAUUCGCAGCUCCGCAUCUCAUCGACUCUUCGACAGAGAAAUCCAAGCAUCUCUAGCGUUCCUCAUGUUCUCCGCUAUCAAGAUGGUUAGAGAGGAAACAUGGGAGGCCUUCGUCGCGGAUAGCUUACUCUAUGCUAAGAUCUUUCUCAUUGCUGUUUCGUUGGUUAUGGAUUAUCGAGUGGCGAUCUGGUUCUGUGUCAUAUUUUCUGUCGUAUAUCUUUUAGCUCAACAACCAGCAUUUAGCAGAUUAGGAACUGCGAAGAAGCUAACACCUAUGCAAUUGGAGGAUUUGUUAUCAGAUGGGACCACAACUAAAUACUGGUUGAUAGAAUUCUAUGCGUGUUGUUCAUCCAAGUGUGUUCGUUCAAGCCGCUGCUUUCCCGAGCUCUCCAUCACAUACUCGAAUAAUCUUUUGUCCUUUGGAACCAUCGAUCUUGGACUUUUCCCUAAUACUGCAGCAAAGUUUGGAAUAUCUCUCGCCGGUGGAAUGUCUCAGCUUCCAACAUAUAUAUUGUUUGAAAAGGGUGUAGAAGUUUCUCGGUUCCCAGACUUUUAUGUUGACGCUGCACCGUCUUUACCCAUAACCAAGAAACUUCUGUGUCAACAUUUUGAGCUAGACCGGCUUCUGCUUGACUACAUCAACGGAUCAUAACCAGGGAAAUGUUAUAUUCGCCAAUAUAUAGAUAGACGGCUUCUCGUGCAAGAGCAGAAUCAACACAGCUUAUAAGAGGCAAACAUUUCCGUCUCUCACUUUCAUUUGUUCUAUCUUUAAAUAGUAGGCAUUUUUAGUGAGGCUCGCCUGAAGGAAACCACAUAUACUACUUUUGUGUUAUAGAAAGAUAAGAAGAUCAUGUUAAAAGUUUUAUGAGGCUCGAAUUUCAAAGAAGAAUUCUUGAUGUUGAUGGUAAUGAAAUCUCAGUAAAUUCUUGACUUUUUAGUGCCCCUUUCGUUUUCAUGACUUUUAGUGUCACUCAAGGCUUGUUGCGGGAGUCAUCC
This is a messenger RNA of Eruca vesicaria subsp. sativa (arugula), 1097 nucleotides long. NCBI's taxonomy places the organism in Eukaryota, Viridiplantae, Streptophyta, Magnoliopsida, Brassicales, Brassicaceae. The record is from the annotation of a GenBank genome assembly.